CAAACGGAGGAAAUGAUCAAAAGAUCUGAUAAGUUUUCUCUUUUUUCUUUUUUCUGGUUUCACCAUGUCUGUUUGGAAAUUUGACACCGUCCAUUACACCACCUACCUCACCACCGUGUUAUCCCAUAGAAAUUAAACUAGCGCUGACUUUGAAUUAGUGUACCUUUUUCUUUUCCUAUUCUUUUGCCUUUCUCUGUGAAAACUAAUGAAGAAUCCGAAUGGUAGAAAGAAUUAUUUAGUGGACUACGCCGAUACUGUUGAGGCUUUACCUUUGGAAUUGCAACGCAAUUAUACCCUUAUAAGACAAUUAGACGAGAAUGUCGAACAGUUAAUGUCUCAAGUAAAAACUGCGGUUCUUGAACUGCAAUCCAUCAACCGCAAGUUAACAAAAGAAGAAAGAAGGAAGCGAAAAGAACAGAUCAGUCAUUUACAGAACGAAGCAUUGAAGAAAGCAGAAGAGAAAUUCGCCUUAGCUAAAACGACAUAUGACACCGUAGAUAGACAUUGCGCGAAGUUGGAUAAUGAUCUGCAAAGAAUAGAAGAGGAACAGUUGAUUGGACCUGGACGAAUCAAUCCGUCUUCCUCAACCACUACUGUUUUAACUGGAGAAAAGAGAUCAAAUGCGGAUACAAAGCAACAGGCAGAUAUGGGUGCCGUUGACACGUCAAGAAUAAAAAAUACUGGUAGUAGAGGUAGAAAAUCUGCCCCUACAGCAUCCACUACUACUACUACCACUACCACUACCAAGGCGACAAGAGGACGUAAACGUGGUAGAGCUUCACGCUCCAAUGCCAAUACUCAAAGUGCAAUCCAAGAUGGAGAAACAUAUUUAUCAACAGCUGAUGUUAUGCAGCAUGCCGAAGCUGCUGCUACGUUAAGUGAUUUGCCUAUUGAUCCAAAUGAGCCAGUUUAUUGUUACUGUAACCAAGUAUCCUUCGGUGAGAUGGUUGCUUGCGAUAACCCUGAUUGUGAAGUGGAAUGGUUCCAUUUGGAAUGUGUAGGCUUACAAACACCUCCGAAAGGAAAAUGGUUCUGUAGAAAUUGUAUCAAGCACGAAAAUCCGAAAAAACGAAGAAAGCUUUAAGAUUGUGUCAGCUUUGCUUUUUUUCUUUUUUCUUCUUCGUUAGUCUCCUUUCUUUCUGCUAAUCUCUUUUUAUAUCUGUACGGUAAGAGGUAUACGGAUAUACACAUUUUAAUCAUCAUGCUUUUUGUCCAUAAAAUGUCCCCCCUGAUUAUUUUUGCUUACAUUGUUGAUUCUGGAUUCAUAGCUGGAUUCUUGCACCUUUUCAAUUUGUAAUCGAUUUUCUUUGCCUCAUCUUGGGUUACUGGUUUAAAUUCCUUGAUCUGAUGGACGAUUUUGUUUAUAAUAUUCAAUAAUGUAGCUGCAUUAUUACCAAACUUAUCCGUUAUAUAAUCCUUGACACGUUGAUCAAAUC
Mycotypha africana is the source of this 1436-nucleotide messenger RNA. RefSeq lists its product as uncharacterized. Lineage: Eukaryota; Fungi; Mucoromycota; Mucoromycetes; Mucorales; Mycotyphaceae. The record is from RefSeq and is a predicted model, not a curated record. The coding region runs from base 206 to 1084 and encodes 292 amino acids. The transcript has 6 exons.